AUGGUCACGACGACAAAGACCAUCACAAACGAGGCCGAGGCCGCAGGGAUGGCUACACCGGCAACGGCAGAACAAAUCAGGGUCGAGGCUCCUGGUCAAAGUCUGGAGGGCGGCGAGAUGGAGGUCGUGGACAUGCCCGAUCUUUGCGCCUCCUUCAUGUCUGCUCCCGUGCGGCUCAAUCCCGCGUUUGAAGAGGUGAAGCGUGAGGCGGACCAGUGGAUUUCCGACCUCAUGGUGGGAACAGACCCGAAGUGGCCGGCCAUGAACAAGAAGGCCAACCUGGCGCUGCUGUCGGCGCUGUGGGACGCCGACUGCAACCCGUACGCGCUGCGCACCAUCAACGACUUCGCGUCGUGCAUCUUUGCCUUUGACGACCAGUUCGACGAGGGGCCCCUGGCCACGGACCUGGACGCGGCCCUGGACGAGAUCGCAAAGACGCGCGCCAUCCUAGACGACCAGGGGCCGCGCUACUCACCAGAAUACUACCCGAUCCGCUACGUCUUCCAGACGCUCUGGGACCGCGUCAAGGGCAGCCCGGACGGCUACCUGAUCGGCAAGCAGUCGUCGGACAACUUCAGGCAGCGCUGGAAGUGGGCGCACGACGUCUACUUUGACGCCGUGGCCGAGCAGGUGCGGAUCAAGGUCGAGGGCCGCGACGCCAAGCUGGUCGAGGACGAGUUCCUGGCCGUGCGGCGGGGCACCGUCGGCACGUCCAUGAUCCUGGCGCUGCUCGAAUGGUGCGCCGGCAUCGACCUGCCGCGCGACAUUGUCGAGCACCCGUCGAUCCGCGAGGCCUUCCGCGUCGUCAGCGACCUGCUGCUCGUCGUGAACGACAUACUGUCGUACAAGAAGGACGUCCAGUACGGCGUCGACCACAACCUCAUCAUCUCGUGGAAGUCGCGCGGCUUCACGACGCAGGAGAGCAUGGACAAGGCCGGCGACAUGCUCAACGACUGCUUCCGCCGCUGGUACACGGCCCUCGCCGGGCUGCCCUGCUACGGCGAGGACACGGACCGCGACGUCUGCCGCUGCCUCGACAUCUACCGCAACGUCGCCGUCGCCUCGCUGCACUGGAGCUUCGAGACGGGCCGCUACCUGGGCAAGGAGGGCGCCGAGGUCCGGGCGACGCGGAAACUGCGCUUGCCCAAGUACAUGUCGUCGGCGGGAGGUGUCAAGAUUACGGCCUAG
Molecule: messenger RNA, 1188 nt
Organism: Colletotrichum aenigma
Lineage: Eukaryota; Fungi; Ascomycota; Sordariomycetes; Glomerellales; Glomerellaceae
Product: (1R,4R,5S)-(-)-guaia-6,10(14)-diene synthase
Exons: 2
Coding region: 1-1188 (395 amino acids)
Source: RefSeq, a predicted model, not a curated record